AAUGAAGUAAUUGGUGAAAAGCUCACAGCUCUUAUUGUAGACAAACUUCAAGAACUUGGUCUUGAUAUUAAUAAUUUAAGAGGUCAAGGCUAUGAUGGCGGUUCAAAUAUGGCUGGCCAAUUUCAAGGUGUGCAAGCUAGGAUUAAACAGUUGAAUCCCCUAGCUGUUUAAAUCCAUUGUGCAUCACAUCAGCUAAAUCUGGCCUUGACUCACGCAUGUGCCGAACCUAGCAUUAGAAAUGCCAGUGGAGUCAUAAGUGAAGUUAUUAUUAAAAGAUUCUGCACAAAGAGUUCACAAAAUGGACACAAUCUUAAGGAAACAGCAUCCAGGUGGAAAGCGGCACCAACUGAUAAGUUUGUGUGAAACUCGUUUCAUUGAGCGACAUGAUGCUGUCACUUUCUUUUUAAAAGUAAUUGAUUCAGUCAUGUCAUAUCUGGAGGCCAUUGAUACAGAAAAACCAACAGCCAAAUCUGCCGGCCUUCUUUUCUCUGUGCGUAGGUUUGAUUUCGUUAUUACUCUGCACAUUUUAGGAACGGUAUUCGAUUUAACAACUUCAUUGUCAGUACAUCUUCAUAGUCCUCAUGUCGAACUUCAAGAAUGCUACGUUAUGGCAAAUUCUUUAGUCAAGUUACUCCAAAAAUAUCGGUCUGACAAUGAAUUUUACGACAGAAUUUUUGAUGCAGCCAAAAAGUGGCAACACAGCAUGAUAUUACGACAGAAGCUCCCCGAAAUGUGAGAACUCAAAUUUAUCGACCUAAUGCUCAAUCCUCUUGUCCCCGUGACUAUUACAGAAUAAAUGUGUUCAUCCCAUUUCUUGAUACACUCAUUAAUCAAAUGAAUACAAGAUUUUCAUCAACUAACAUUGAUCUCACGAAACUUUUUAGCCUCAUUCCAGCAUUUGUAAAACCAGCUAAAUAUGACGAGGAGAUUGUAAAUGUUGCAGAAAGGUACUGUGAAGAAUCUAGUGCAUUUCAAUUAUACAAUGAAAUAGCGAUGUGCCGUGAACACUGGACCCAGCAGAAAGAGAAACCUCCGUCUAAAGCAAUCGAUGCUCUCUGCGACCCUUCAGCCCGAUUUUACCCAAAUAUUAGGAAAUUGUUACACUUACUCUGCAUCUUGCCAGUUACUUCUUGUACAAGAGAAAGAAGUUUUUCAUCUUUGAAAUUGAUUAAAACCUACCUACGAUCAACUAUGCGAGAAAACAGGCUCAGCGGUCUAGCCCUGAUGAAUAUUCACAAGAAUGUUAUUGACAUCGAUCCUUCCGAGGUAAUAGACAUGUUUGCUCAAAAGCACCCAAGACGUCUGCAGUUCCUCUACAUUGACGAAGACUAA
This is a messenger RNA of Nezara viridula (southern green stink bug), 1332 nucleotides long. Lineage: Eukaryota; Metazoa; Arthropoda; Insecta; Hemiptera; Pentatomidae. The record is from the annotation of a GenBank genome assembly.